GUCAACCCAUAUGCCUCGACGGACGUCGCUCUCUGGCGUCGCUCAAACGUCAGUGCAGUUACGACGCUGAAGCGUAAAUAACGCGUCCAGACGCCGUCGAUCUGCCGCGUAUCACGAGUGAAUUGGUCUGUGUGAUAGUUAUGCGAUGCCUUAUACCGUUAGGUAACCCUCCAGUGGUUCUCUAAGCGUUGUCCCUGCGAACUUGAAGACGGCCUCAGUCACUGGAGCAGAUAAUUCCACCGGAGAGACGUCAACUAUUGAUUAUUCAUGUGGUGUGCAGCAAUUUGUGAUCUGCUGCUAGCAGUAUCGCAAUGUCUACUCAUGUGGGAGCAUAAAACCUGAUCUAAAUAAGGACAAGAAAGCCAAUCAGUCAACGAAGAAAGUGAAUGUCAACGUCCCCAACAAAAAUGGCAACAAAUGAUUCGAUACUGAAGGAUUUCAUCCAUCCGAGCUACAACGAACACCUCAAAGCUCACAAUGCCGUCACGUUUAAACUUGUUAGAACAGUUUCAGAUUUCACACAGCAGCUGGGACAGGUGUACGAGCAGCACGCGGAAGAGCUCCACAUGCUGGUGUCCAACUUUCGGAAGAAGAACCAGGAGCUGAGGAAAGAAAGGGCAGCCUGCCCCAGUUCCCUCUUCCACACAUGGGAAACCCUUCUCCAAGAAGUUGAUAUCGAUUCUCAAGCCUUGGGCGAGAUUGGGUCCAUCCUGGGACGUCAGGUAUCCCGACCGCUUCUGGAGAGGUCCUUCCACAGGAAAAUACAGUCCAGAAAAGUGUUUCAACAUCGGGAGAGCUACGACGUCAUCAUUGCCAAAACUGAGGAGAAAUUGGCAAAGUGUCGUCAAGAUUAUAAAAACGCUUAUGUGGCGUACCUGUCAAGUCCAACAACGGAGAGCCUGAGUUGUUAUUUCAACUGUCAUAAUGCCUACAUUCAGCAACUUCAUGCCACGAACGGAAUGUUGGAGGCUUAUGGGAGGGAAACUUUACCCACGCUCCUACAAGAGCUGGAGGAAAUUUAUUCCGAUGUUUGUUCGACUUUAACUGACGCUAUCCAGCAGGGAGCAGAAGUUGUGGCCUCUAGGGCAAUGGAGCAAAACAAGAGGUACGAAAGUUUGGUGGUCCAAUGCAAAGCUGUUUCGGGACCGUCAGACCUGGCCCAUCUAGCGAGGUCCCUGCCCGCUCCUCAGGGACGAGGUUUAAUAAUGAAGAGGCCCUUCGUCCCCCCCCAGCCGCCGCCCCCAGAGGCAACAAACGGAGAAUAUGUCGAAACGCCAAACGAUAAUAUUCCUCCACUGAAAGAUGAACUGGUCAUCGAUAGACUAUCUGCACUCCAACUGAAACCCUCACACGAUGCUCUAAGCAAGGAAGCUGCAGACUUGGACGUGCAAAUACGUCAAAUCAAGGAUUCCCUGGAUACUUUGGUGAGAGUGCAGCAGAGGUCAGUAGAAGCGUCACUUUACAACAAAGCCAACGAAUUGCAAGAGGAUAUUUCCAUGAAGAGGUUCGACCUUAGGGUUUCUCACAUGCAUUUAAGUGCCAUCAAUGCACAGAAAGAACUGUUCAGCAAUAAGUUAGAGGGCGAACGUGGUAGUGCAUCUAGUGAUCGAAAAUUAUCAGUUGUUUCGCAGGGAAGUAUGAAAACGAAAUGGUUGAAGGCUUUUAAAAGCCUGAAAACACCGCCUCCUGAAUCAGAAAAAAAGAACCAAAUGUACCAUGCUGUGUCUACGAUAAUUUCCAUGAGGAAAAAUGGGGCGGCAGCCACAAGGGAACUCCUGAAGGGAGAUCCUGAUGCUCACCAUUUCCAAGAGAAUACAUACAAAAAGAUCACACCUUGCGAUGUUUGCCAACAAAUACUGAGAGGGCACACGCGUCAGGGCCUAAAAUGUAGGAUAUGCAAAAUGAACAUCCACGUAGAUUGUCAAGAUAAAGCAUCGAAAUGUCAGACGAAGGCGAAGCUGCUGAGGCGACAGAAGUCUACUUCAGAAAUCGAGACCCGUGUACCUGAAUCAACCCUCGAAGAGGAACGAGUACGGGGUUUAUAUGGUGGAAUGACAACGAUAAACAGAAGACUAUCCAUACGAGAUGAAAAUAAGGUGCAAAUACCUGCAAAGACCAAGAACUCUACACAGUCUCUCAUAGAGCCUAACGAAGUGGAUCGCAUUUAUCAAGUAUUGAAACAGGCGACCGAAAUCUCGAACUCAAAACCUCGAGUAAACAUCGAAGCGCCUGGUAUCACUGUAGACCGGGGGCAGGGGGUUGCGACCCCCGUCAGCGCGGGCAGCUCUGGACAAAGUCUGAACCGGAGGGUUGGACCACCCCCGACCCAAUCGCCCCAAAGUGGAGGGGCCAAUCUAUCCGUGAUCAAUCCAACCCCCUCGUCGACGAGCUCAGCUCCUCAUUCUCCACGAAGGCAAAAACUCAACUUGCGCAUGAAGAGCUUGUCUUUGGACUCACCAGAAAGCACAGAACAUGCUCAAAGGAGGAGGCAUCAUGGUUCAAAUGCAGCAAGUGAUCCACAUUCCAACCAGAGUUCAUCUUCUAGGAUACAAUCACCAUCCAGUCCAGUCCAUAAUCGUCGGCUUCUAUCUGCAAAAAAUAUCCGUAUGUCCUCCGUAGAAUUGCCAGAUGACAACGAUAAAAGCCCAUCUUCUGCCAGUACAUCACCGUGUCCAAGUCCAGUAGGUGGAAAAAAAUCUCACAGGCUUCUACCCACCAACCUUUAUGUGGUCCUGUACAACUUCAAAUCGAGGCAUCAGGAUGAAUUGGAUCUAAAGGCUGGUUAUAAAGUAACUGUGAUCGAUACCACAGAUCCGGAUUGGUGGAAGGGUAAAUGCUUCGGGAGGGUGGGUUUCUUUCCUUCGAAAUACGUUCUCAAACUAUCACCGGGGGAAAAACCCCUACAGGUGACACAUAACCUUCAAGUGGGAGAAGGGGAAAGCGGGAUGAUGCUGCUGCGGGACCAAAUCGUGGUACAAAUAGGUGAAGAGUUGGACGGCAUGGUGGUGAUACGUUCGGGUGACAAUCGCCAGGGUAUAUGCCCUCUGAAAUUCCUACAGGAGGUGUGACAACCGAAAGAGAGAAGCUACCCAGUCUCUUAUCCUCACCCCAGUACAAGUAAAUCUUUCCCCCCCUUCCAAACGCAGACGUCCCGGAUUGGAAACUUGAACAGAUAUUACAGCACGACGAUGGUGCAGAACAACAACAACUACGACACGAAACCGCCAAAAAGGAAUACAAAUUCCGGCAGCAUACUCCAAUAUUACUACAACAAUUUCCACAGCAACUUCAUGAAUUCUAAACAGACCAACGUGUACUACGAGAACGUCCUGAAGAGACGCAGAAACGAGCUGGCUUUCCUCCAGGGAAAAGCGCCUUUUUCCUCCUCAAAACGCCCCUUGUCCAUACGACUGUCCACGCCAAAACACAUAAGUAACCUCUUCGGCAAGUUCAAUCAGUUCAAGUCCGAUUCCCAGAAGCGUCCGCUCCUAUUGCAGGGUAAUAAUAAUAAUGUUAAUAACAACACACAAUCAACUAGCGGAAAUAUCUAUUGUAGAUCUAAUCUGAGAGUUUUAUGUAAUAGGGAUAAUAUCCAAAGGCAGCCCUCCGUUUAUACCAUUAGCGAGGAUGUCGAUAAGUUCAGUUUUUAUGAGAAAAAUCUCUAUAUUUCAUCGAAUUGUAGGCCUCUCUUCGUGAGAAAAUAACUAAGCAAGUAUAGUUCGACCUAUUUUUGUAAAUGUCGUUACACCUAAUCAUAGGAAAUUCUGUUGGAAUUAAUGUGAUGUAAAGCACCCCCUUAAUCUUCAUCAAUGCCUUAACAAACAGAAAAUUUACACGAAACUUAAAAUCAACGGCUUGUUCCUCAUAAUCAAUAUAUGGAAUAUACCAAUUCAACGAUGCAAACCUUUGCAACUAAUCCUAUAAUGAAUUUUCUUCAGCCCUUCAGGCCAAUCAAUUUCUUCAAAUCAUUUUGCAACCAUAAAUUGGAUGACGAACCUGUACAAACACCAAAGGCUGAUCACAAUCAAUAUUUAUUCUAUCGCCCUUUGUUUAUUUUUACUCAUUCUCGCAAAUACCGAAGUUUCCUGUGAAAAACCACGAAUGUUGUGUGUGUCUAAUAAUUCUGAAUGGAACGAGCAGCUUCAAAGCUUCAACGACAAAAUGUUACAUCUCGAAAAUUCCCAGAAAAAAGUAUUGUAUUGGAAGAAGUAGCUCUAUUCGUGUUUUUUGCAUAAUUAUUUAUCCUUUUUUUUCUAGACAGAUGGAUAUGUGAUUUUUGAGCAAUGACACAUUGAGCAGGGGGUAAUAUAGGGAUCAGAAAUGAGCUGUCGAACAUCUCUUAUAACUACUAGUUUCUAAGAUACUGCUGAGAGUCUCCUGAAAAUCAUACAAUAUUUAAUAUCAGAAAGUACUAGGCAUCAGAGAUGUUUGAGUACCCAUUUCUGAUCCCUCCAUAUGGUACUUUAUUACCCCUUGCCUGAUAUAAUGGGGUCAUUUGUCAGAAGUCAAUAUCCAGACAAUCCAGGAAUAUUUUUCCUUUUUGUGGGUGUUCACGAUGAAAUUUCAGAUAAAUAUUUCUGCUUGUUAGAGCCUUGGUACUACAUGACCUUUAGUAAAAUCCCAUUGCUCAUCCGUAUCAUCAAACUGAAACUUUUCGGAAAAUUCUGAAUCUAUUAAGUGGGGCCAUCGGUGCUAUUUUAUUCCUAAAUAUUCAAUGUGAAUCAUUUAAUCAGUUCAUUCCUUCCGAAAUGUGAGUCAACCGAAUUUACAAUACCCAACUACAUAUCAAAAGUGGAAUAUUAUAACCGUCGUUCAAUAAUAAUUCAGUGCAAAAAAGAAAAUCACUGCUUUAAGCAAGGGUCAUAGGCAAAUACUCGUGUAUAAGUUUAUAAUGCCAUCUACUGAAAAUGUUUGGGAAUAUGUGAAUAUCUCACAAUGAAAA
Molecule: messenger RNA, 4942 nt
Organism: Coccinella septempunctata (seven-spotted ladybird)
Lineage: Eukaryota; Metazoa; Arthropoda; Insecta; Coleoptera; Coccinellidae
Gene: Stacl
Exons: 19
Coding region: 387-3068 (893 amino acids)
Biological process (GO): positive regulation of protein localization to plasma membrane; skeletal muscle contraction; positive regulation of voltage-gated calcium channel activity
Cellular component (GO): extrinsic component of cytoplasmic side of plasma membrane
Molecular function (GO): protein binding
Source: RefSeq, a predicted model, not a curated record